AAGAAAGAACAGAGAGAGAGAUCGAAGCUUUAUGAGAGAACCGUAAAACCCUCUAACCUUCCGGCCUCGAUUUCUUGCGAUCCGUAACUCCAAUAAAAAAUCUAAUCCGGUAAAAGUGUUCGUAUCUUCCUCCUCUACGUGUUGGCGUUACUUUUGUCCGGUGAAAAUCCACGGUGACGUAGCUCUCCUACCCCUUGAGCUUGGCCAACUGGAGUUCUAGGAGGCACGGAGGAUUCCGGACGUUUUUUCCUUCAGCAGCAUGGUCAGAAAGUUUCUCUAGAGUUUCGAGUAUUUCGAUUACGUACGAAGAUGGAGACCGGAGUUAUAUUUUACGAGAUGGACCCUCCCUAUAUAUACGAGGAUAUUGUACAACAUAGGUUUUAUGUAGUAGUUGCGGAGAUUAGGACUUGUAUGUACAUUCUGCGUGAUCAUCCUUUCCAUCACCUGAUUGACACUCCACAGUUUAACCUCGACAUGCCCUAUGAGUUCCCACUGCAGUGGCUCCACCCGGAUGCUCCAUUUCACCCGUUUCAUGAUGGGCCGGUGCCUCACCAACAUCCCGAUCAGCCUGCGGAUCAGGCGGACCCUGAGCCUGAGCCCAUGGAGGAGCAUUUUUCAGAGCCUGUACCGGAGGAGGACAUCCCCGUGGAGCAGAUCUCAGUAUCUUCAUCCGAGCCAUCUUCUGAGGAGCCGCUCACCGCCUCUAUUAGUGGACCGGCGAGUGCUGGUCAGACCAGUAGCACGAGUGCCAGUGCCCCUCCCGAGAUUAUAGAGAUUUUCGAUGACGAGGACGAGGAUCCUGAGGAGUGUUUUUAUGUGGUUGUGAUCUCCUCUGACGAUGACAGCUGAGUCCUGGGAGCUGCGGUUGUGCCUUUUGAUAGUUUUUUUGUGUUAGCCUAGCCUUUAUGUUAAUCUCUCACUUUUGGUCAGACUCACUGAGAGAGUAGGGUGUACAUAGUGGACUAGGCUAGUUCGGGUGCCAGUUUAGGAGUUUUCUAUAUGGAUCAGGGCCCGGAGUGUUGGGUUGUACAUAGUAGUAUUUCUGAAGGGUUGUAUGCUAACUCAGGAUAUAUAUAUAUAUAUAUAUAUACGACAGUACCUGUAUGCUUAUGCGUGGCCUAUGCUAUGUGUUGUGAUUGUAUAUAAUGCCGGCUUGUGUAUGUUUAAUUAGUUGUCCUUGCAAGUUUUCUUAUAAAAGUUUUUCCAAAACUCGAUAGUACGCUAACCCGAUUACAGGCUUAAUAAUACAUAGUAAAGGUUUCAUGUGAACAAGUUGGUGACACUUGAUUUCUGGUAUGAUCAUGACUUACUGGGAAUUG
Molecule: messenger RNA, 1319 nt
Organism: Arachis ipaensis
Lineage: Eukaryota; Viridiplantae; Streptophyta; Magnoliopsida; Fabales; Fabaceae
Source: RefSeq, a predicted model, not a curated record